AUGUGCUGCUGGGAUCCAUGUCCGUACAAUCGUGGAUACGGCGGCCCUUACGUCUACGUCCACGGUGACACGCGUUGUUGCGUUGAUUGCUGCAAUGCCUGCUGUCCAGACAGCCGUUCAUCGAAUUGCAUGCCCAGUAGUGGUGGAGGCGGCAGCAGCAGCGGCAACAGCAACAACAAUGCAGCCGCUGCCAUUGCAUUGGUGCUGAUCAUCAUCCUGGCGCUCAUCGGCAUCUUCUUCCUUAUGGCCGCCCUGGUGACGUGGAUCCAAAAAGUCUGGGCUCGCUAUAUGGCCUUGAAGGAGCUUCAGGAACUCACGGGAGAGUACAUCGUGCAGGACCUGGCAGAGUUGGAGAAGACCAUUGGAAAGGUCGAUGUGGAGCAGGGCACAGCGGUGCCCGGCACGGGCGACGACGAGGUGCCCUCCGCGCCGCCCUUGUGGGUGCCGAUGAUGCCGCAAGAGGUGCAAAGCAAUCUCUCCCGAGAUUUGCAAGCAGUGUAUGGCUAUCAGUCCUGA
Molecule: messenger RNA, 516 nt
Organism: Durusdinium trenchii
Lineage: Eukaryota; Dinophyceae; Suessiales; Symbiodiniaceae
Source: the annotation of a GenBank genome assembly